AUGCAUGGGAAAGGGCCAACCUGUGAAUCACAACGAAGAGCAUCAUCAGAAGGGCUAGGGCUUCUAGCUCGCCUUGGAAAUGAUAUGUUUACUGCCAGAUUGACUCGAUCACUGCUUAAUGAUGUAACUGGCGCACCAGAGCAUUAUGUUGGAUCAAUUGCUCUAGCUCUUGGUUGCAUCCAACGCAGCGCAGGAGGAAUGGCAUUAUUAAGUUUAGUUCCAUCCACUGUGCAUUCUAUCUCUUCACUAGCUAAGAGUUCAAUAGCUAACUUACAAGUAUGGGCUUUGUCUGGAGAGAAUGGAUAG
Messenger RNA from Lactuca saligna, 306 nucleotides. The record is from the annotation of a GenBank genome assembly. NCBI's taxonomy places the organism in Eukaryota, Viridiplantae, Streptophyta, Magnoliopsida, Asterales, Asteraceae.